ACAACUACACAAACCGGAAGUGAGCAGAGACUGGUGCAGACAGUUCAUGGGUGGAACUUCAACUUGUAAGAAAGUACGUUCAUUGAUGAGAAAAAAUACUGCGGAAAAGGCCCUCUAAGAUGUGGACAUAGCUUGGAGACAGAAGAACUCCCGUGAGACACACCCAGAGUUGCAGACAUGGGAACACUUCAGAAGUUCCUGGUGGUUUUUGGGAUCUGCUGUGGAGUCUGGAGCAUCGUUAGGGAGAACCAGACGGCUCAUGAGCAGAGAAGAGAAUUGGUGGACUGGCUCAAGCAGCGGCAGCUGGACAAGUACAGCCAGGUCCUCCUGGAGAUGGAAAUCACUUCCCCCGUGCAGUUUGCAGAAAUGGACUACCUGCCGCAGCAUGCCGUCUUCAGGAAGCUGAAAAGCCACGUGCAGCUGCAGCUGUCACAGGCGUCGCAGCAGCUGAAGGAAUACCUCAUUUUACGGGAGUGGCUACAAGAGAAAGGACUAGACCACCACCUACAGCGAUUGUAUACUGAAGGAGUUGGAAGCUUAGAUCAGGCAUCAGCACAUGUGGUGGACAGACACGCCCAGCGGAGUGGUACUGGCGAUGGUGCCGAAGUGUUGGAUGACUUUACCAAGCUCCAGAACGUCCUCAAGUCCCUGUCCCAGCAGCAGCUGGAGGGGCAGAAGAGACGUCUGUGGGAGAGAGUGUCUGCCAGGCACGCACGCACCACGUGGAACGUCGGUGGAAUGGUAGUAUUUGCCACCAGCGUGGCCCUGGUGUACACCUGGGUUUCCAGUAACUAUGAGUACCUUACGGAGCACCCCCCUCCCGCACGUGGGCGUGCCCGGCUCUAUGAGUACAUCACAGGUAGCUUCCUGGACCCUGCCAGGUGCUAUGUGAAGUGGGGAUGGAAAGAACCACAGGCCGUCGGAGAGACUCUACAGUUUACCAUCCAGUUCUACCAGAGGAAUGGCAUGGCGUACCCCAUCUCCGACCACGAGAACGUUCUGGUGGAGAUUCUGCAGGGUUCUGCCCAGGUCUCGGCCUACGUGGAGGUGGGAAGUACAGAGAGCCUGAAGGCACACACUGCCCGGGUCACGUUCACCGUCCGUAGGGCUGGCACCUACAGAAUAGCAGUCAUGCUGGGGGCAGGGAUCCACAUAUCCGGCAGCCCAUUUAGGAAGGACUUUGUGCCUGGCCCAGUGGUGGCAGAGAAGACAGGGUUUGUACACCACAGCUCCACGGUGGUCCUGACAGAGGGAGAGUUCUUCCCGCUUGUCGUCCAGCCACGUGACCAGUACGAGAACAUCUGCUACCAGACCAUUGAGCUCAACCAUGGCAGUGGCUACAAUCUCCAAAUCACCCCAGUUGGCAACAGAGACUCAGCUACUGACCCCAUCAAACAAAAGCUGUCAGUCAUAUCAGACGAUCAGACCAAACAAAUUGUGAUGUACCUCAAACUGGACACUCUGGGCUCGUACAAAGCUGUGGGCACCUACAAGGGCAGCAGGUUAAAGAAUGGCGAAUUCAACAUACUGGUUUUGUCAAAGACUGAUUCAUCCACAGUACAAAAGAAUGUUGCUAAGAAGAGUUUAAAUGUUUGGUAUGAGGCAUACCUACUGCUGGCGGGGGAGGGAAAAAAAGCAAAGAAGGUGUACUGUUAUAUUUCACCAAAGCAAUUAACAGUUCGAGAAUUCAUUCUAAGGAUCAUUCCCAGAAGGCUGUACACUUUCAGAGUGUGCCCCUCCACCAAGUUCACAUUCAGUGGCCUACAGAACAGCCAUGAGUUCCCUUCCUUCACCGUGGAUGACGGCUGCCAGCCACCUGUACACUUAGCCUGUAAGGACAGGAACGUGCUCGCAGCUACAUUCUCACAGUUCCUCCUCAAAAAUAUCGGCGGUUCAGAGACUUUCAGUGACAAGCAGGAGUUUUUCUACCGUGAAGUUCGCAAGUCUCACUGUAAAAAGGCCACCUGGUCUUCCAACGUCAUGGUCAAGGUCAACAGGCGGGACCUGCUGGAUAGUUCCAUGAAGGCAACAAAGCACUUCUCAUCCUCAGACUGGGGGAAGACAUUUGUUGUGUCCUUUGAUGGGGAGGAAGGUCUGGACUGGGGAGGUUUGAGCAGGGAGUGGUUCCAGCUGGUAACGGAGGCCCUGUUCCACCCCAGCACACGUCUCUUCAGGAGGUUCAAGGAUGAUAAUCAGGGACUGGUGCAUCCCAACCCUGACCGUCCCGCUGCUGUCACCAAGCCCAAGUACUAUGAGUUUGCCGGGAAGGUUGUGGGGAAGUGCCUGUUUGAGUCGGCCAAGGGAGGAACCACCAGGCAGCUGGUGAAGGCCAGGUUUUCCAGGUCCUUCCUGGCACAGCUCAUCGGACUCAGGGUCACCUACAAGCACUUUGCAGCAGAUGACCCUGAGUUCUACAAGACCAAAGUGCAGUAUAUAGAGACUAACGAUGUAGAGGACAUGGAGCUGAACUUUACUGAAGAGGUUUAUGAUGUCAUGGGGAAACUAGUCAAGACUGCAGAGCUUGUCCCUGGUGGAGCCCACAUGCCCGUCACAAAUGACAACAAGCUGCGGUACCUGGACAGUCUGGCACAGUACCGGCUCGCAGCUACAGUACAGGAGGAGCUGGAAUACUUCCUAAAAGGUCUGAAUGAGCUCAUCCCAGACAACCUCCUCAGCAUUUUUGAUGAAAAUGAACUUGAGCUGCUGAUAUGUGGGACUGGAGACUACAGCAUAGCAGACUUCAAACAGCACUGUGAGAUCCAGGGAGGAGCAUGGGGCUUUGAGAAGGUACUGGACUGGUUUUGGACUAUAGUGGCAAGCUUUACGCAGGAGGAGAUGGCCAGGUUACUCCAGUUCACCACAGGCAGCUCCCAGCUGCCACCAGGAGGGUUUGCUGAGCUCAACCCUCGCUUCCAGAUCUGUUCUGUCCCCCUCAGGGGCAUGCUGCCCACUGCACAUACCUGUUUUAACCAGUUGUGCCUGCCAGACUACGACUCUUGUGAGCAGCUCCACAAGAUGUUAAUCCUGGCCAUCACCGAGGGAUCUCAGGGCUUCGGCAUGGCCUAAUUCCCUACAGGUCCUGAAAUACUUUUUACAAACACUGAGUUCUUCUAGCCUGGAUGCCAGCCAUUCUAGCUCUAGUUCACUUGUUUGGUCACAUGUCAGCCAAAAAGUCUGGGCCCACACAUAUUCUACCCAUCUGUCGUUUGAAUAUUUUUAACAAGCAGUUGAUUGGCCAGCCAAACCUGAGUGCCUCUAUGGUGUCAUCCAAUCAGCAGUGGCCCUGCCCAGAGUACAAUGGUUGAAUCAACUUGUCACACACCAUCAUCACCAGACAGAUAGAAUAUGUGCAGGCCCAGUUAUUUUGGCAUUCAAGCAGCCAAGAGAUAAAGCUAAAAAUGCUAGGAUCCAGGCUUGAGUCCUUACAAAAACCAGAAAAUCAUGUCAUGCUAAAGUUGUACCAUAAUCAGAAUAGUCCUUUCAAUUGAUAAUCUGGCAGUCAAGUUUAAUGUUAAAUAUUUUCACCAGGAAAAAUGACUGAAGAGAGACACAUGUACAGAUAUGAGUAAUAAAUGUAUACUGAUUGUUGACAAAUUUCCAGAAAUCUCCACACUUACGAACAAGAUGAAAUUAAGAAUGCAAAGAAAUGUGAAAUAAUGCAGUGCCCAUAUACUUAAGGAGUGUAAUGUGGAAAAUAUUUCAAUUCGUAAAUGAACUAGAGAUUACUCAUGUUAAAAGAUAUAAAUACCUUGCAGUAAGACAGACUUUGACAAACAGCAUGUAAUCGAAUUGUACUAUUGUAUCCCUGUUUACUUUCAUGCCCUAUAGGUACUUGUAAAGAGUAAUUAUUUUAUAUAAUAUGGGAUAGGUUUUUUCAAAGACAAUUCAGCAAAGGAAACAGCCAAGUGUGCCAGGUAGUUGACAUACAUGUAUUUUGUCUUUUGUACUAGAGCACAAAGUUGCCUUACACUUUAAUAUGUCCAUUUGUAUGCAUAAGUUUCCCUUCUUUUUUUCUAAACAGAUGCCAAAUGCCUUGGUGUAGGCUCUUACUGUUGCAAUAUUUGUGUAUAAAAAGUGUCCUUCAGGUGAUGUGUUCCAUGACUUGUGCAAUUGUUAUACGCACAGCCUGAUUCAAGAACUUCACUGGCAGCUAGCAUUUCCGCGCAAGGGCCCGGUCACUUUCAUCGUAUGGUACCAUAGAAAACUGAAGACAUUCUUGCAUGCAAAAUUCAGGGUACGGAAAAUGAUGCAUUAGAUCCUUGUUGGCAGUUGUUUCUGUCACAGCCUGCUUGAAAAUUUUACGAUAUAUACAUCAUGAACAAUGAAUGUGACCAGUUUGUUACACACUCAGUAUGUCGGCCAUCAUAGCAUUGCACAUCUUCAAGGUUUAGUUACGAGUGGAUUUUAUAUCUUCAAGCACCAGCAAAAUAUCUUUAUCCUGACUAUCAACAUGAUAAAACAAUAGUCUACUUGUGUUUCUGCAUUCUACAUAUUGCUGGUGCUAAAACAUCCCUGUACAUGUGUCAUAUAUUAUUGUUACCUCAAAUCCUACCAUGGAGACAAUAGAUUGUUUUUCUUAAAGAAUUUUGAAACGAAAAUUUACCAAUGGAUACUUAUUCUAACAAUGUACAAAUGGAGAUACCAUGCUGUGCUGUUGUGAUGUGAAAUGUCUGUGACAUAUGUAUCAUAUGUAUGGUAUACUGGUAUGUCUUUGAUGAUCUGUUUGUUCAUUGGUCAUCAAGUGACAGGAAAGAAGACUUGGACCUGUUAUAAGGCCCUUAGCUGGGCCAAGCACACUGGGUCAAACUCUUACUCUUAAUAUGUGUGUUUGGUUCUUUAGCAUUGGUGGCAAUGGGUCAGAUAGUGCUUAUGUCAUUUUAAGAUAUUACCAAGUACAUGUAUGUAGGUUUCAUUGAAUGUAUGAAAAUAAAGGUGCAAUUUUUAUGCUUCUGUUC
This is a messenger RNA of Branchiostoma belcheri (Belcher's lancelet), 4955 nucleotides long. RefSeq names its product apoptosis-resistant E3 ubiquitin protein ligase 1-like. The transcript has 21 exons. NCBI's taxonomy places the organism in Eukaryota, Metazoa, Chordata, Leptocardii, Amphioxiformes, Branchiostomatidae. Gene Ontology annotation, molecular function: ubiquitin-protein transferase activity. Gene Ontology annotation, biological process: negative regulation of apoptotic process; proteasome-mediated ubiquitin-dependent protein catabolic process; protein polyubiquitination. The record is from RefSeq and is a predicted model, not a curated record. The coding region runs from base 178 to 3066 and encodes 962 amino acids.